AUGGUUCCUACUGCUGCUUCCUCUCAUCUCGGCCCUAAGGUCCUCCCUAUCAUCUUGACUGUUGGAGGCGCUACCGUUGCAAGCCGUUCUAUCGUCAACGCAAACAAAUAUCGAGAGCCGGUUCGAGCAAAGCCAUUCCAAAGUGUUCCUGCUCAACCCCGAUCACAAUACUUUGAAAAGGUCUUAGAAUCAAUCUUUGCAUAG
Messenger RNA from Fusarium venenatum, 204 nucleotides. RefSeq lists its product as uncharacterized. The record is from RefSeq and is a predicted model, not a curated record. NCBI's taxonomy places the organism in Eukaryota, Fungi, Ascomycota, Sordariomycetes, Hypocreales, Nectriaceae.